AUGAAACUUUUUGUUUUGUCCUUGCUUUGCAUCGCCCUUGCGCUGAGCGGUGCGCAGGGUCGUGCUCCUCCCACGACCAUUCUCCCGCCCCGAACUGCCGACGCGGUUGGUGCGGAGGCGGAGAGGUUGUUCAACCAACAGUACCAGCUGCCCCCAUUCCAGCGCCAUUACAAGCGAGUGAAUGUGCACAACGCAACACGUGAAGUGAGGCGGCCGCAUUACUGGGUCAAGAUGACAAUGGGACCAACACUGUGUCAAAAGGUAAUGUUUGAUGCUGUUUGUUGUUCACCAAGGGUUGUGUUGUAUACAGACAUGGCAGGACCGGGCUUCGGAAAUUGCGAAAAAUGGGCGGAAAGACCUUUUCUGGAGCAGUGCUUAGGCUCGCCCUAG
This is a messenger RNA of Bursaphelenchus xylophilus (pine wood nematode), 390 nucleotides long. The record is from the annotation of a GenBank genome assembly. Lineage: Eukaryota; Metazoa; Nematoda; Chromadorea; Rhabditida; Aphelenchoididae.